UUGUUUAGAAUAACUUGAUGAUAUCAUUGUCUUUUCUACAAACUUUGACCAACAUGUGAAAAAGCUGAGAGCUGUGUUUAAUUUAGCAGACUUAGUGCUGCUGGGUUGAACUUAAAGUCAAGCAAAUGCUGCUUUGGGCAGAAAUCGGUUAAUAAUUUGGCUCAUAUAGUCGAAAUGGAAGGAUUACAACCUGAUCAGAGGAUAGUGCAAGCAAUUAUGGGCUUUCCAUGGCCAGUGGAUGGUACCAGAGUAUGUCUGUUUUUGGGCUAGCAUGAUGUUAUUGCCGCUUCAUUCCACACUUUUCGCCUUUUGCAGCUCCGUUGUUUAAGACGCAAGGUAGUGGUCCUAUGUCCUAGGCUAAACAGGUGCAGUUGAGAGCUAUCUAGCAACUACUGUAAAGUGUCAACAAAAAGAGAUGCCAGCAAAGAAAGCUAAAGCGGCUUUGCAGACUGUUACAGUUGGAGGACCAUUUGAAAUGCUUGAGAUGGAAUUUCUAGGACCUUUACCAACAACAGAACAAGGCAACAAGUACAUUUCGGUUGUUGCGGACUACUUCACCAAGUGGACUGAAGCAUUUCCGUUACAAGAUCAAACGGCAAAGACAACAGCAGAGACCUUAAUAAAAUGAGGUCAUCACGCGAUUAUUUGGCAUGCCCAUAGUUCUGCAUAGUGACCAAGGACGCAAUUUUGAAAGCGCUCCUGUUCGUGAAGUAUGCAAACUCUCGGAAAUUCGUAAGUAAUGAACUGCAGCAUAUCAUCAACAAGGUGAUGGGCUUGUUCAUCGAAUGAACAAGACUUUGGUAGAGUCUUUGUCCAAGUAUGUAGACAUCCAUCAGGAGGAUUGGAACAAGCGGACAGCAACUGUAUUGUUUGCAUAUCGCACUUUAGCACAGAGUUCUACUGGGUACAGUCAUUAUGAAUUAUUGUUUGGAAGAACAGCACGGUUGCCAGUGGAUACACAACUGCAUCAGCAACUCCCUUCGCCCGAUACAACAGAUGAGUACUUGAGCAAGAUGAAAGGAAACCUGAGACAAUCUAGAGAGAUUUUAGAUCAAGAGGUCACUGCAGCUCAAGACAGGCAGCACACGAAUUAUGGUGGAAGUAAAGUAGCUCUAUAUGAAGUAGGUGAGUUUGUGUUGCUGCUUAGUCCAGCAUUGACGGGAGGUACUGUCUCGAAGUUGUACUGCUCUUACCAAGGACCGUAUCAAGUCAUGAGGCAAGUAGGCAUAACUACGAGAUCUAAAAGGUGGGAGAAAGAAAGAGAAAGGGAAAACGUAUUCAUAGUAACGCACUAGAGGUGUUCUACAGAAGAGCUCGAGAAGAGGAAUUACCAGCAGAUCAGGAGACCGAGCAACAUGAGCAGCAAGGCAGCAAUCCAGGAAAAUGGGUAAAUUAAGAACCAGAUGUCAUUCAUAUCUUGGUAGAAGAUUAGCAGCAGAUACCACAGCACUGUUAGAGGCAGAGGAGGCAGUUGCAGUAGCAGAAGAACCAACAGUACCUGCCAGACUACAUAGACAAAUGCAAUUGCCAAAGUGCUUGCAAGAUUAUGACUGCAGUUAGUUGCAAUUUCUCUGCUAUUGUUGAGUUGUGUUGUGUUACUAUUGUUUGAGACUUGAAGUAGCAGUAAUAUAGCCGUUUUCUUGGUUAAAAUAUUGGAACUUUGGUGGGGACGCUUUUGAAAAGAGAGGAACCUGAAUUAACAGGAAGGAAUGUAAUGUAGUAGAUUGUUUAACAGCUAGAGUUGCUAAUUAGAUUAGUAUUGUAUUUAGUAGACAUUGAAAGAAUAGAUUGCCUUCUUAGUCAA
Messenger RNA from Corticium candelabrum, 1804 nucleotides. RefSeq lists its product as uncharacterized. The record is from RefSeq and is a predicted model, not a curated record. Gene Ontology annotation, molecular function: nucleic acid binding. Lineage: Eukaryota; Metazoa; Porifera; Homoscleromorpha; Homosclerophorida; Plakinidae. The transcript has a single exon. The coding region runs from base 786 to 1295 and encodes 169 amino acids.